Molecule: messenger RNA, 2622 nt
Organism: Podospora pseudocomata
Lineage: Eukaryota; Fungi; Ascomycota; Sordariomycetes; Sordariales; Podosporaceae
Gene: GEF1
Product: glycerol ethanol, ferric requiring protein
Exons: 4
Coding region: 1-2622 (873 amino acids)
Biological process (GO): intracellular iron ion homeostasis; chloride transport; transmembrane transport
Cellular component (GO): early endosome; Golgi apparatus; fungal-type vacuole
Molecular function (GO): voltage-gated chloride channel activity
Source: RefSeq, a predicted model, not a curated record
AUGAAUCCGCAAUCACGAUCGACGUCCUACUCGUCGACCCUGGCACCACGAGCAGUGCGACGCCCGUCCGUCAGCUCGAGACUGUCCUUUGCGGUUUCCAACGCCGAGAGGGGGGAGAACAGUAAUGGCCAGGGGAUGGCGGUGCAACACCAGAUAGAGGAGGAGAUAGCAAAGAUCAAGCGCUACGAGGAUUUCACAACCAUCGACUGGGUGCAAGACGCCGCCCGUGAACAACUACGCAGAAAGUCACGAAGGAAACGAACCGCGGGUCUCUACGACACAGGCCGAUUCGACUGGAAGCAGAGGAUACUAGAGUCUUACGAGGCAGCACAGGGAUGGAUCGUCGUAACCAUCAUCGGCGCCGCUAUCGGCCUCAACGCCGCCCUUCUCAACAUCAUCACCGAAUGGCUUUCCGACAUCAAGCUUGGGUAUUGCAAGACGGGGUUCUACCUGAACGAAAACUUUUGCUGUUGGGGGGAAGACAACGGGUGCGCCGACUGGCAUAGGUGGACGGGGUUUGAGCCAGUGAAUUAUGUUAUUUAUAUCAUAUUUGCGAUUUGUUUCUCUUUUACGGCAGCGACGCUUGUCAAAUCAUACGCCCCCUACGCGGCUGGAUCGGGCAUCUCAGAGAUCAAAUGCAUCAUCGCAGGCUUUGUCAUGAAGGGCUUUCUUGGUUUCUGGACCCUCCUCAUCAAAUCCAUCGCCUUACCUCUCGCCAUCGGUUCUGGUCUCUCGGUUGGAAAAGAAGGGCCCAGCGUCCACUACGCCGUCUGCACCGGCAACGUCAUCUCGAGAAUGUUUACCAAGUACAGACGAAACGCCUCCAAAACCAGGGAGAUCCUCAGCGCGUGCGCCGCGGCAGGUGUGGCGGUUGCUUUUGGCAGUCCCAUCGGAGGUGUGCUCUUCUCUCUUGAAGAGAUGUCUAGUUACUUCCCCCUCAAGACAAUGUGGCGCAGUUACUUUUGCGCUCUGGUCGCGACGGCUGUUCUCGCGGCCAUGAACCCUUUUCGUACUGGACAGCUGGUUAUGUUCCAGGUCAAGUACGACAGGACGUGGCACUUUUUCGAGGUGGUGUUUUACAUCAUCAUUGGGAUCUUUGGGGGGUUGUAUGGUGCUUUUGUCAUGAAGUGGAACCUGAGAGUGCAGGCGUUUCGGAAGAAGUACCUGUCCAACUACGCCAUCUUGGAGGCGACGCUGCUGGCGGCCGCGACGGCGAUUGUCUGCUACCCCAACGCGUUUCUGAGGAUUGAGAUGACGGAGAGCAUGGAGAUUUUGUUUUUGGAGUGUGAAGGCGCGGAGGAUUACCACGGGUUGUGCGAGCCGGAUCAUCGGCUGAGGAACGUGGUUUCGUUGUUGGUGGCUACGGUGGUGAGGGUUUUCUUUGUGAUUAUCUCGUAUGGGUGCAAGGUGCCGGCUGGGAUAUUUGUGCCGAGUAUGGCGAUUGGGGCGUCGUUUGGGAGGACGGUGGGGAUUAUCGUGCAGGCGUUGCAUGAGGCGAAUCCGGGGAGCGUGUUCUUUUCGACGUGCCAGCCGGAUGUGCCGUGCAUCACGCCGGGGACGUAUGCGUUUUUGGGGGCGGCGGCGGCGUUGAGCGGGAUCAUGCAUAUCACUGUUUCGGUGGUGGUUAUUAUGUUUGAGCUUACGGGGGCGCUGACUUACAUCCUUCCGACGAUGAUUGUCGUCGGGGUGACCAAGGCAGUCAGCGAGUUGUUUGGGAAGGGGGGAAUAGCGGAUAGGAUGAUCUGGUUCAGCGGGUUUCCCUAUCUUGACAACAAGGAGGACCACAAUUUUGGGGUGCCCGUGUCCCACGCUAUGAUUGCGGAUGUGGUGUCGAUCCCUUCGACGGGUCUCACGCUCAAGGCGGUGGAGCGACUCCUCUCCAAGGACUCUUACCAAGGUUUCCCAAUUGUGGACGACGAAAACAACAAGAUCCUGCUAGGUUACAUUGGCCGGACGGAGCUCUGCUACGCGGCUGAGCGCGCGAGGAAAGAGAGGACCCUUUCGCCUCUGGCAAAGUGCACCUUUGCUCCUCGGACUAACAUCGACCCAAUCCCGACAAUCUACGCCCCGGCCACCCCUUCUUCGUCUUCCGCUCCAUAUGGGGAGCAACACGAACCAGACUACAGCACCUCGACCCAGACGACGAUUGAUUUCUCGCCUUAUAUCGACCUCACGCCCUUGUCGGUCCACCCUAGGUUGCCGCUGGAGACGGUGAUGGAGCUGUUUCGAAAGAUUGGCCCGAGGGUGGUGCUGAUCGAGCAUAGGGGGCGCCUGAUGGGGUUGGUCACGGUGAAGGACUGUCUGAAGUAUCAGUUCAAGGCUGAGGCGGCGGAGCAUGGGGAGCGGGAGAGGGAGAUGCUGGGGAUUGAGGAGGAGGGGCAGGAGAGGGUUUGGGAGGUUAUGAGGGGGAUUGCGGGGUGGGUCAGUGACAGGGUGUCGGGGUGGAGUGGGGGGAGGGUUAGGUUGAGGGAUAGCUGGGAGGGGAGUAGGGGGCAGGAGGCAGGGGGGAUAUUGGAGGGGACGGAGAUGGAGCUUGAUGAGGGGGGUGGGGGGUUGGAGCAGGAUGUUGAGGAUGAUGAUGGUGGUGGGGGAACGAGGCGGAGGGGGAGUACAAGGAGGUGA